AUGACUAGGCUCUAUCAACAUCUCUUGGUCUUGGCAUUUGCUGUUAAGGAGAUCAACGAGAACCCAAAGAUCUUGCCUAAUGUCAGUCUCGGGUUCCACAUCGUUGACUGCUACUAUGAUGUUCGAAUGACCUAUCGUUCCACUCUGGAUCUCCUCUAUAAACUGCAUCGAUAUUUUCCCAAUUAUAAAUGUGAUGUCCAGAAAAACGUAAUAGCUGUCAUUGGAGGACUUAGCUUGGAAGUCUCUUCCUACAUGGCAGACCUCUUAAGUCUCUACAAGAUACCACAGCUCACCUAUGGCUCAUUUGCCCCAAAGCAGAAGGAUACAGGAGAUUCCUCUACGUUUUACCGCAUGGUCCCAAAUGAAACCCAGCAGUACAUGGGGAUUAUCAAGUUAAUUCAGCAUUUUGGAUGGAGGUGGAUUGGGCUGUUUGCUGUGGAUGAUGUCAGUGGAGACUAUUUCUUGCAGGAGAUGAAGCCACUGUUUUCUCAGCAUGGAAUCUGCUUGGCCUUCAUUACAAGAAUCCUAAACCAAGGCCAUUGGGAUCAUGUAGAUGAAAUAAUUGAUUUAGUUAAAAAGGUAUAUUUGUCUUUCACUAAUAACAAUUCCAGGACCUUUGUGCUCUAUGGAGAAUCUUCGACUUUUAUGACACUUAAUGCUUUUUUAUUUCUGGGCAAUCCUGAAUAUAAGGAGAAUAUUUCAUUUAGAAAGGUGUGGAUCAUGACAGCCCAAGUCGAUUUUACAUUAUUAAGUGCUCAAAGGUCCUGGGAUAUCCAGUUCUUCCAGGGCACCAUUUCAUUCACAAUUCACUCAAAGACAUGUCAAGGUUUCCAGAAAUUUCUUCAGUAUAGAAAUCUGUACACAGUACAAGGAGAUGGUUUUCUCAAGGAUUUCUGGGAACAAACAUUUGACUGUACAUUUCCAAACCCCUGGGGAGCAAAGCAAGUCAAUGAAACAUGUACUGGGGAAGAGAGGCUGGAGAGUCUCCCUGGCCCUGUGUUUGAAAUGAGUAUGACUGGCCACAGCUACAGCAUCUAUAAUGCUGUCUAUGCCAUGACACAUGCUUUGCAUGCCAUGUACUCAUCUAAACCCAAUCCCAGUGCACUUGUGGAGAGCAAACAAGUUUUCCUUAAAAAUCUUCAACCGUGGCAGAUCCAUCCAUUUCUUCAAGGAAUUUCAUUUAACAACUCAGCGGGAGAAACAGUGCUUUUUAAUGACGAUUUGGAAAUGGGCACUGGAUUUGACAUAACCAACUUGGUCAUAUUCCCAAAUAGGUCCUUCCUCAGGGUUAAAGUUGGAAGAGUGGAUCCAAAUGCAAAAGGAGAAGAAUUCAUCAUCAAUGAGGAGAUGAUUAUGUGGCAAACAAGUUUUAACCAGGUGCUGCCACUUUCUCUGUGUAAUGAUUACUGUGACCCUGGUUAUCAUAAGAAAAAGAAAGAAGGGGAGCCAUUUUGCUGCUAUGAUUGUGCUUCAUGUCCAGAAGGGAAGAUUUCAAACCAGAAGGAUGUGGACGACUGCAUCAAAUGCCCAGGAGAUCAAUACCCAAGCAAAGACCAUGACCAAUGUAUUCCAAAGACACUCAGCUUUCUAUCUUUUGAAGAACCUUUGGGGACUGGAUUAGCCUCCAUUGCAAUUACUUUAUCCCUAGUCACAGCCUUAGUGCUGAGAAUUUUCAUUAAGCACAAGGAUACUCCAAUCGUCAAAGCCAACAACAGGGAUAUCACCUAUACUCUCCUCAUGUCUCUUCUCUUCUGCUUUCUCUGCACCUUCCUGUUUCUUGGAUUACCUAGGAAGGUGACUUGCUUCUUAAGACAAGUGGCUUUUGGUAUCAUCUUCUCAGUGGCUGUUUCUUGUGUGUUAGCCAAAACCAUCACUGUGGUUGUAGCUUUCAUGGCCACCAAACCGGGGUCCAGCUCGAGGAAGUGGUUGGGAAAAAGACUGGCCAACUCUAUCCUUCUUUCCUGUUCCUUCAUUCAAGUGGGCAUUUGUAUGGUGUGGCUUGGAACCUCUCCCCCUUUCCCAGAUUUGGACCUACUCUCUCUCACUGAAGAGAUCAUCCUAGAAUGUAAUGAAGGAUCUUUCACCAUGUUUUUUAUUGUCCUGGGGUACAUGGGGUUUCUGUCCCUCACCACCUUGAUUAUGGCUUUCUUUGCCAGGAAGUUGCCAGACAGUUUUAAUGAAGCCAAAUUCAUCACCUUCAGCAUGCUGAUCUUUUGCAGUGUUUGGUUGUGUUUUCUUCCAACCUACCUGAGCACCAAAGGGAAAUACAUGGUAGCUGUGGAGAUUUUCUCUAUCUUGACCUCCGGUGCUGGGUUGCUGGCUUGUAUCUUUUCCCCUAAAUGCUACAUUAUUCUGCUGAGGCCUGAGUUGAACAAUAGGGAACUGCUCACAAGAAGAAAGAAUUAA
Gekko japonicus is the source of this 2406-nucleotide messenger RNA. Its product is annotated as vomeronasal type-2 receptor 26-like. The transcript has 5 exons. NCBI's taxonomy places the organism in Eukaryota, Metazoa, Chordata, Lepidosauria, Squamata, Gekkonidae. Gene Ontology annotation, biological process: G protein-coupled receptor signaling pathway. Gene Ontology annotation, molecular function: G protein-coupled receptor activity. The record is from RefSeq and is a predicted model, not a curated record. Gene Ontology annotation, cellular component: membrane. Bases 1 to 2406 code for a protein of 801 amino acids.